AUGGACUGCAUUAAAGAAUUAAUGGAGUGCAUGGGAAUUUGGAAUUGGGCACUAGACAAAGGAAAGAAGUGGUACUAUUUGCGUGAUAAUCUAAGGUCGCUCGAAACGAAGUUGCAAAUAUUAAGCGGCAGAAAAUCUGACCUCGAGUCGCAGGUGACAGAUGCAGAAAGAUCAGGUACUAAGAAAAGGAAAAGGGAGGUUGAGAUUUGGUUUGAGGAGGUAGCAAAAAUAGAGACUGAAUUCGUUGCAUUGAAAACGAGCAUAGAACAGGGUAAUCUUCUAAGAAAUGCAUUUAGCAGUGGGGAUGGAGUGGAGAAAAUGGAUGCAAAGGUACAAGACCUUAUUGAGCAAAGUGAGAAAUUUGGUGAGCUUUGCCUUGAGGUUUUUGAGAGCAGAGGUAAGCCGCGAGUGACAACGAAAUUAUUUGGAGAAAAGUUUGACAGAGAUUUGAAAGAUAUCUUAAGGAUUGGAGAAAAGUUGGACACCAAUGAGAUCUUAAGGAUUGGGAUUUGGGGGAUGGGUGGCGUGGGUAAGACUACAUUGGCGGAACACAUCCAUGAUCAUCUCCUUGAGAAUCCUCAAUUCAAGGUUUAUUGGAUUUCUGUCUCCCAAGAUUUUACCAUCAAAAGGCUGCAAGGUGACGUUGCUAAACGCUUAGGGCUUGAUCUGUCACACGAGGAUGAUGAAAAAGAGAGGGCACAUAGGUUGCGUGAGGCAUUCGAGAAAAUGGAGGAAACGGUAGUGCUCAUAUUGGAUGAUGUUUGGGAAGACUUUGGUUUAGACAGCUUGGGGAUUGGUGCAAGAAAUUGCAGACUGAUUUUGACUACACGCUCAGAAGAUGUGUGCAACCAGAUGCAAUGCCGCACUUUUGAAUUGAAAACUUUGGACACAGAGGAAGCUUGGGGUUUGUUCAAGCGUACACUUGGCAACGAGACCGUGCUUGAUGGAGAAUUGAAAGAUAUUGCCAAGUCCAUCACGGAAAGGUGUGGUGGUUUGCCUCUUGGUAUUGUCACAGUGGCUGGGAGCAUGAGAGGUGUGAGAGACAUCUGUGAGUGGAGAAAUGCAUUGGAAGACUUGAAAGCUGGAGGGAACGAUAAGAUGGAAGAAAAGGUGUUUCGCAUCCUGGAAUGGAGUUUCAAUCGCCUGAAUAAAUGUGAAAAGAAUUGCUUCUUGUAUUGCUGUCUUUAUCCAGAAGAUAGUGAUAUAAAAAGAGAGGAACUAAUAGACCUGUUUAUUUGGGCAGAGCUGACGUCAAAACGGGGCUCAAGGUCAAAAGCAUUUGAUGAAGGUCAAACGAUAUUAAACAAACUGAUAAGAGUUUGCUUGCUGGAAGAAACAAAAUAUUUCGAAGGGGGUGACUGUGUGAAGAUGCAUGAUUUGGUCAGAGACAUGGCAUUAAGGAUCACGCAUGGAAACUCCACACCAGAGAGCAGCAGAGAUGAUGUACCACGAUUCUUGGUGAAAAGCUUAGGACAGGAACAUUCACAUGUAACAACACUGGAACAAGAAGAGUGGACACAAGAUCUCCGUGCAGUUUCCUUCUAUUCACAAAAUUCCGAAGGAAUAGAAAUUCCGCCAGCCUGGUCACCAAAUUGUCCUAAGCUCUCAACCUUGCUUCUCUCUGAUGUUUACAUAAAAGAAAUCCCAGAUUCAUUCUUUCGGCACAUGUGUGGACUUAAAGUUUUGAAUCUAUCUUGGUGCGAAGGCAUAACAGAGCUGCCUAAUUGUGUUUCAGACAUGGUGAAUCUCACUGCCUUGAUUUUGAGGGAUUGUAAUGACCUCCGAUCUGUGCCACCACUGGGAAAGCUCGAGCAAUUGAGGGAUUUGGACCUAUUCUCCCCUAAGAUUGAGGAUUUACCUGAGGGUUUGGAGUCACUGGUCAACCUCGAAAGGCUUAACUUGGACAAAAGGGACGAAAGGAUUUACCCAAAAGGUUGGGAGUGUCGGAGUUUAAGACGAAAGAUAAUAAUACCAAAAGGGACAUUUUCCCAAUUUCACCGUCUUCAACGGCUAUUAUUGCCAGGCAAUUGUAGGGUACAAGUUAAUGAUCCAGAAGUGUUGAACCAGUUAGAAAGUUUUAAAGGAUGUUUGUCUUUUACGGACUUCUAUAAAAUUACUCGGUGGCCAAAAUACUAUAAUCAUGUUUAUAUCACUGACAUAUUAACUGAGGAUCCGAGUUUUGUUAAUGAAGUGAGGGCAUGGGAGAAACAACUGUAUUUCCAUCAGUGUGCUUGUCAGAUGUUUUUAAGAAUUUUAUAA
Coffea eugenioides is the source of this 2259-nucleotide messenger RNA. RefSeq names its product probable disease resistance protein At4g27220. Lineage: Eukaryota; Viridiplantae; Streptophyta; Magnoliopsida; Gentianales; Rubiaceae. The transcript is spliced from 2 exons. Gene Ontology annotation, molecular function: ATP hydrolysis activity; ADP binding; protein binding. Bases 1 to 2259 code for a protein of 752 amino acids. The record is from RefSeq and is a predicted model, not a curated record.